ACGGAGGGAGGCAGAAUUCGGCGCUGUAAGCAGGUUUGCCAAGGAGGAGCGGAGCAUCGCUUAUCGAGGUACUUUGACCUUCAGUCUUAAGUCAAAAAUGGCCACCCCGAAUGAUAUCCAGGUCAAGGAGCUGGACAAACGGGCCUCUGGUCAGGCCUUUGAGGUGAUCCUGAACCCUUCCACCCAGGAUGCCAAGGGUGAGUUCCCCCUCUCCCCCCCGAAGAAGAAGGACGUCUCCCUGGAGGAGAUCCAGAGGAAACUGGAGGCUGCGGAGGAGAGGCGCAAGUCUCAUGAGGCCGAGGUCCUGAAGCACUUGGCUGAGAAGCGAGAGCACGAGAAGGAGGUCCAGCAGAAGGCCAUGGAGGAAAGCAGCAACUUCAGCAAGAUGGCAGAGGAGAAGCUCAACCAGAAGAUGGAGGCCAACAAAGAGAAUCGCACCGCGCGCAUGGCAGCUAUGAACGAGAAAUUCAAGGAGAAGGACAAGAAACUCGAAGAGGUGCGAAAGAAUAAAGAAAAUAAGGACGGAGAAGAAAACUGAACCGGGGUGGAAGAGUUUUUUUUGUUUUGUUUUUUAAAAAAAAAAUCCAUUUCCAAAGAGGGUUUUUCUCUCCGUGUCAUGGCCAGUAUUUCAGUGUUUGGUUUUGUUCACUGCUGACCUUGGACAGAAGAGAAGAUAAAGUAAGUUCCUCUUGUUUACCCCAGCUCCAAGUGUACCCACGAUAGGUUUUCAUGUGGCUUUUUCCUUGUCGCGUUGCAUCAGUUUUCCUAUUUGCAGCUUUUGAUCAUUUUUGAAAUAAGCAGUGUUUUUUUUUUCCCUGUGAGACAGCAUGUCCCUAUGCAUUGAUCCUUAACUCUAGAUAUUAUACAGUGCAAGUUGGAAAUUAAGGUAUUAGAGCUGCAUAAAGUAGCACAUGGUUGUGUAUUUCGACCCAUUUUUUUUAGCCGUUAAUCGCGGGUAUGUUGCAGCUAUAUCGUGAUAAAUGUUGUAAAUUCUAUCUUGCUGGUUUCGCUGUGAACAUUCCUUUUUGUGUGUGCUUUGUGGGUCUGCACGCCGAAGUUGGGGGGGGUUCAUAUUUAAAGCACAUGAUGUACCCAAGGACUCACCAGGACAGCCAACCUGUGGAUGGAAUGACAGGGACAACACACUGAAAGCGACAGCAAUAUACUUGAUUACAACAUGGUGGAUAACUUAGUUGGCUUGAACUGUGUACUAAAAAAUGCUAAUAAAACCUCAUUUGUUUUGUGAAA
Megalops cyprinoides (Indo-Pacific tarpon) is the source of this 1248-nucleotide messenger RNA. RefSeq names its product stathmin-like. The transcript has 5 exons. The record is from RefSeq and is a predicted model, not a curated record. Bases 98 to 538 code for a protein of 146 amino acids. Gene Ontology annotation, cellular component: cytoplasm; neuron projection. Gene Ontology annotation, molecular function: tubulin binding. Gene Ontology annotation, biological process: microtubule depolymerization; neuron projection development; regulation of microtubule polymerization or depolymerization. NCBI's taxonomy places the organism in Eukaryota, Metazoa, Chordata, Actinopteri, Elopiformes, Megalopidae.